CCCUCCCUUUCUCCGUGCUUUCAGACAGACUGUUUUGCUGCAGUGAACGGUAGCCGUGGAGAGAAGAAAAGGCAAGAAAAACAAGAAGAUAGCGGAGGGCGGAACGAGAACCAAGACAGACAGAUCCAUUGGGACCUUAGCGUGAGCGCCAGCAGGCAUAGACGGGUCCAACACUCCAGAACCGACGGAGUCGACGGGCAUCACGAGGAGCGCUUAUAACGUCAGCGCUACGUAGAGCUUCUCCACUUCUCCGGGUCUCGAGAGGAUUACUGGGUUUAACGCACUGGACGGAUGAGCGGGAUGCGCGCGCGUCAGAGUAUGACAUUCCCCGCGUUGCAGCGGGCCGCUCUCAGGGCGCUCGCGGCCUUGACGAUGCUUCUCGCAACCUCCGUUAGGAGCAACUUCGUUUUCGAUGAUGACCCCUUCCAGCCAGUGACCCAAGAUGAGACGGUGGCAGUGGGUGGGGUGGUGACCCUGACCUGCAAUGUGAAGGAAAAUGAUAACUCCUCUCUCCAGUGGUCCAACACGGCUCAGCAGACCCUGUACUUUGGAGAAAAGAGAGCACUGAGAGAUAACCGUAUCCAGUUGGUAAAGUCCACGGGCACAGAGCUGAUAAUCACCAUCUCGGACGUUCAGCUGUCAGAUGAUGGAGAGUACACCUGUUCAAUUUUCACCAUGCCUGUACGGACUGCACGAGCCACAGUUACUGUACUCGCACCAGCUGCUCCUGGUGUUCCAGGUAAGCCUGUGAUAACAGGUUUUGAAGAUGCUGUUCAGGAGGGCGGCAAGGUUACUUUCACGUGCACGAGUUCAGGCAGCAAACCUCCUGCUAAACUACACUGGUACCGCGAUCAAGAGGAGAUACAAGGGCGUCCUGAUGUAGUGGAGUCUAACCCUGACGAACCGACCUACACAGUAACCAGCGAGCUCACCCUCACUGUCACUAGGAACGAUAACAACGCUCUGAUUGCCUGUGCGGUGGAUCACCCGUCCAUCGCCAAUGGAGACAAGAGGACAGAGCGGCCCCUCAGUGUCUUGUUUUCUCCAAGCGUGUCGAUUCAGCCUGAGAGUGACCUGCCCAGAGAAGGAGAGAAGUUUUUCCUGCAGUGUGUGGGGAACGGAAAUCCAGAACCGACUGCGUUUGUGUGGCGGAGAAAAGACGGAGAGCUCCCCCCGAUGGCAAAGGUGGAUGAUGCGUUCCUGCACUUCGAAUCCCUCAACAAGUCGGAUAAUGGCGUUUAUGAGUGCCAGGCUGAUAACGGGAUCGGAAUGGGGGACGUAACACACACUCUUCUGGUACAAGAAGCCGGAGUGAACGCUGCAGACCCCACAGUGAUAACCACCCCUUCAGGAGUAGACCAUGCUGUGAUUGGUGGAGUGGUUGCUGUUAUUGUCUUCAUCAUGCUUUGUCUCCUCAUCGUCCUCGGCAGAUACCUCAUCAGACACAAAGGUACAUACCUGACUCAUGAGGCGAAAGGUUCCGAUGAUGCUCCUGAUGCAGACACAGCCAUCAUUAACGCUGAGGGUGGCCACUCUGGGAUGGAUGACAAGAAAGAGUACUUCAUCUAGAGAUCCAUCCCUCUGCACCCUCUUCCUUCACACGCUUCAGUUCACUCAGCCUGACAGGGAAAAACAGGGAUGGCAGAAGAGAGAGAAUAUAUGUGAGGAAAAAAAACAAAACAAGUGUUGACCUGUUGGAACUGAAGGACUUUAAAUACGCUACGACACACAGGACAGGGACGUGAGAGUUGGCGCGUGGGCUCAUUUACACACAAACACACACACACACACACACACACAUUAUUUCUUCAUUACCAUAAUGACACAUGAGCAAACACACAUGACGAGACGUAAACAAUAACAACAGGCAAUAUGACAGUGACCACACUUCCCUCGCCUCCCAUGAUUCCUUUCAAACGGUCCAGAUGUACU
Messenger RNA from Sinocyclocheilus rhinocerous, 1932 nucleotides. Its product is annotated as cell adhesion molecule 3-like. The record is from RefSeq and is a predicted model, not a curated record. Bases 292 to 1569 code for a protein of 425 amino acids. NCBI's taxonomy places the organism in Eukaryota, Metazoa, Chordata, Actinopteri, Cypriniformes, Cyprinidae. Gene Ontology annotation, biological process: homophilic cell-cell adhesion. Gene Ontology annotation, cellular component: presynaptic membrane. The transcript is spliced from 12 exons.